Humulus lupulus (European hop) is the source of this 711-nucleotide messenger RNA. RefSeq names its product heavy metal-associated isoprenylated plant protein 3-like. The record is from RefSeq and is a predicted model, not a curated record. NCBI's taxonomy places the organism in Eukaryota, Viridiplantae, Streptophyta, Magnoliopsida, Rosales, Cannabaceae. Bases 1 to 711 code for a protein of 236 amino acids. Gene Ontology annotation, molecular function: metal ion binding. The transcript has 3 exons.
AUGGCAAAGGAAGUGACCAUAACACCCACCUUGAAGAAGGUUGAAUUGAAGGUCUUCAUCCAUUGCUGUGAUGGCUGCAGAAGGAAGAUUAAGAAGGUUCUUAGAAGUAUUGAAGGUGUAUUUGGGAUAGAAAUUGACCCUACACAGCCAAAAGUGACAGUCACAGGAAAUGUGGAUCCACAAAUCUUAAUAAAAAAGCUUAGCAAGGCUGGAAAACAAGCACAAGUUUUGAUACAAUCAAAGAAUGAGAAAGCAAAAGAGUCAGAUGGUGAAAACAAAAGUAGUAGUAGCAGUAGUUGUAAUAGUGAUUCUAAUAAUCAGAAUCAGAUUACUGUUAAUACUACUAAAAAUAAUGAUAAGAGUCCUCCAAGUGAGACAACAAGCACUGCUACUACUACUACUAAUGUUGUGGUUCCCCUUUCAUCCAUUCACAAAACACAAGUCAUGCCUAUUGUUCCUUUGCCUUUGCUUAUAGAUUCUUCUAAUGAGGUCAGGAAUUUCACACAAGAACAUUCUAUUCCGUCGUCUUAUUCUGACGUACCAAUCAUAGUCGCCACCACACCACACAACUACUACUAUUACGUCCCUUACCAAAGUGAAAGGGAAAGACCAGUGUUAUCUCAGACGCUGCAGCCUUCACCGUCCCCGCCACCAACACAAGUUGGAGACUACUUCUGUGAAGAUAACACUAUGGGAUGUCAUGUCAUGUAA